This is a messenger RNA of Thamnophis elegans (Western terrestrial garter snake), 2097 nucleotides long. RefSeq names its product vomeronasal type-2 receptor 26-like. The transcript has 7 exons. Gene Ontology annotation, biological process: G protein-coupled receptor signaling pathway. Gene Ontology annotation, cellular component: membrane. The record is from RefSeq and is a predicted model, not a curated record. Bases 1 to 2097 code for a protein of 698 amino acids. Gene Ontology annotation, molecular function: G protein-coupled receptor activity. NCBI's taxonomy places the organism in Eukaryota, Metazoa, Chordata, Lepidosauria, Squamata, Natricidae.
AUGGUGAUAUUGAUUCUUUUCCUAAUCUUGCUAUGUGUGUCUUGCAAACCUCAAACAGUGACAUGUGGAAUCCAAGAUGCUAUCCCAAUUGUUCACAAAUAUUUUCAACCAGGUGACCUCAUCAUUGGUGGCAUUACUUCAUUCAUCUUCAUAAGUAGAGUUGUAGAGCACUUUGAGAAGGUUCCCAAGAAUUCUGCUGUUGGUGAACCACUACACAAAACUUUAUUUGAUACAGCAUCUAAUUGCCAUUGCAGAGUUCUGAUCAAGUUUUAUCAGCAUAUUUUGAGCUUCAUAUUUGCUGUGAAGAAGAUCAAUGAAGACCUUCAGCUCUUACCUAACAUCACCUUGGGCUUCAGAAUAUAUGACAGUUAUGGUGGAGAGUACUCAUAUCAUGCCACAAUGGAACUUUUUUCAAGUCAGAACCAAUUAAUUCCCAAUUACAAAUGUGGCAUCCUGAACAAACUCAUAUCUGUUGUCGGAACUCUUGAUCCUGAAUAUUCUUUUACUAUUGAAGACAUUUUAGGCAUUUACAGGGUUCCACAGUUCUUAUAUGGUCCUCCUCCAAGUACCAAUGGUAAAACUGAUAUCCCCUUUUAUUACCACAUGGUUCCAGACUCAUCUGUGAAUCAGGAAACUGAGGGUAUCUGCACUGGGAAAGAGAAACUGGAGAGCCUUCCUGGGGCUUUUUUUGAAAUGAGGAUGACCAGUCCCAGUUACAGUACAUAUAAUGCAGUGUAUGCGGUGGCACAUGCUUUACAUGCCAUACAAGUGGCUCAACUACAACAUAGGAGAAUGUUGAGUGUCAGGAAAUCUAAACUUCAGGAUGUACAGCCAUGGCAGCUACACUUCUUUUUUAAAAGAAUUGCAUUUAACAAUAGUGCUGGGGAUGAAAUUUCUUUUGAUGAGAAAGGAGAACUGGUUACAGGUCUGGAUCUUGAGAACUGGGUCACAUUCCCCAACCAGUCCUUGCAUCAAGUAAAAGUUGGGAAGCUAGAUCCCAGGGCUGCUGAAGACCAAAUGUUCACCAUUCACAAGGAAGCCAUCACCUGGCCUAGUACUUUCAAUCAAACCCCACCUGUUUCACUCUGUUCUGAAAGCUGCUCCCCUGGUAAUUUCAAAAGAAAGCAGGAGGGAAAGCCGUUUUGCUGCUAUGAUUGUCAUCCAUGUCCAAAAGAGAAAAUAUCAAGCCAGAAGGACAUGGAUGACUGUUCCAAAUGCCCAGAAGGUCAAUAUCCAAAUAAGGAUCAAGAUUCAUGUCUUCCCAAAAGAGUAUCAUUCUUAUCCUAUGAGGAACCAAUGGGAAUAUGUCUACUGAUUCUGGCACUUUUCUUUUCUGCCUGCACAGUUGUGGUUCUGGCAACAUUUUUGAAAUAUCACCAUACUCCCAUUGUCAAGGCCAAUAACAGAAAUCUCACCUAUCUUCUACUUAUCUCCCUUCUCCUCUGUUUCCUUUGCUCACUGCAGUUCCUCAUUGCACCUGGAAAUAUAAUAUGUCUCCUCCGACAAAUUAGUUUUGGCAUCAUCUUCUCAGUGGCUGUGUCUUCUGUGCUAGCAAAAACCAUCACUGUAAUUAUGGCUUUCAUGGCUACCAAGCCAGGAUCCAGGAUGAGAAAAUGGUUGGGAAGAGGUCUGGCCACCUCCAUUGUUUUUACUUGUUCCCUGAUUCAAGUUGGCAUCUGUACAGUAUGGCUCAUCACAUUUCCUCCUUUUCCUGAUAUUGACACCCAUUCAGAAAUGAAAGAAAUCAUAUUGCAGUGCAAUGAAGGCUCAACUACCAUGUUCUACUGUGUCCUGGGCUACAUGGGCUUUCUGGCAUCUGCCAGUUUCACUGUUGCUUUUUUAUCCCGGAAACUCCCCAGCAGUUUUAAUGAGGCCAAAUGCCUCACUUUCAGCAUGCUGAUCUUCUGUAGUGUGUGGCUCUCCUUUGUUCCAUCCUACCUGAGCACCAAAGGCAAAUACAUGGUGGCUGUGGAAGUUUUCUCCAUUUUAGCAUCCAGUGCUGGGUUGCUGGGCUGCAUAUAUUUCCCCAAAUGUUACAUUAUCAUCAUUUUGCCACAGCUUAACAAUAAAGAACAACUAAUUAAGAGAAAAAGUUAA